GCAAGGUCUUCGCGAAUUGCGGACAAAUAUUUUUAAAAUAAUAAUAGACGUUAGAGGAAAAAUAAAGACAAAAUGAAAAAAGGGAAGAAAAAAAAUAUUUUCUCAAAAAUUAUUAUGGCUCUCAAUCAUUCUCCUGACAAGCAGAAGUUACAAGAUCUUGCAAACAGACUUAGAAUUUUGAGCAUAAAGUGUACUAAUGCAUCAAAAUCAGGACAUCCUACAUCAUGCUGCUCUAUGGCUGAAUUGACAUCUGUGUUAUUUUUUCAUACUCUAAAAUAUAAAGUAAGCAGUCCUAAAGAUCCAUCAAGUGAUCGAUUUGUAUUAUCUAAAGGCCAUUGUGCUCCAAUAUUGUAUUCUGCUUGGUGUCUUGCUGGAUUAUUUCCUGAGUCAGAAUUAAUGAAGCUUAGGCAAAUUGAUAAUGAUUUAGAGGGUCAUCCUACUCCGCGUUUAAGUUUUGUGGAUGUAGCAACUGGAUCAUUAGGACAAGGGUUGAGUUGUGCUGCUGGAAUGGCUUACACUGGAAAGUAUUUUGAUAAAGCCAGUUACCGUGUUUUUUGUUUAAUGGGAGAUGGUGAGAGUGCAGAAGGAAGUGUUAUAGAGGCAGCUAACUUUUCUUCAUUUUAUAAACUGGAUAAUUUGGUAGCUAUUAUUGAUGUAAAUCGUUUGGGUCAAAGUGACCCUACAUCAAUUCAACAUGAUUUAAAUUAUUAUCAAAGGAUGUGGGAAGGACAUGGUUGGAAUUCUAUAAUUGUUGAUGGUCAUGAUAUUGAAGCUAUAUGCCAAGCUUUUUAUGAUGCUGAACAUUUUAAGGGAAAACCUACCAUCUUGCUUGCCAAGACAUAUAAAGGUAAGGGGAUUCCCGGAGUUGAAGAUCAAAUGAACUGGCACGGAAAACCAAUUGGUGAUAAAACAGUUGAAGCUAUUUCUGCAAUAGAGAGCCAAAUGAUUGAUAAAAAUAUUAGUGGUGAAAAUAUAAAUCAUCAAAUAGUUAUCGAUGACGCAAAAGAGAUUGAUAUACAACCAAUAUAUUUAUCAGAGCUGCCUACCUAUAAACCAACUGAUAAGAUUGCUACAAGAGAGGCGUAUGGAUUGGCUCUUGCAAAACUCGGAAGAUCGUCAGAAAGAGUAGUAGCCAUGGAUGGAGACACUAAAAAUUCAACUUUUGCUAUAACAUUUCAAAAAGAAUUUCCAGAACGAUUCAUUGAAUGUUUUAUUGCUGAGCAAAAUUUAGUAGGAGUUGGAAUAGGAUGUGCAUCACGUGAUCGCACUGUUGCAUUUGCAAGUACUUUUGCUGCAUUUUUUUCUCGUGCCUAUGAUCAAAUUAGAAUGGGUGGAAUUUCUCAAACUAAGUUAAAAAUGGUUGGAUCUCAUGUUGGUGUAUCAAUAGGUGAAGAUGGUCCCUCCCAGAUGGCUUUAGAGGAUUUAGCUAUGUUUCGUGCUAUUCCGAAUUGUGUUGUGUUUUAUCCUUCUGAUGGUGUAUCUUGUGAACGUGCUGUGGAGCUUGCUGCUAACAUUCCCACCAUGUGUUACAUUAGAACUAGUCGACCAGCAACAGUAAAUGUUUACCCAAAUGAUACUAGUUUUACUGUUGGUCAUGGAAAGGUUGUUCAUCAAAGUGAUAAAGACGUGUGCUUGCUUGUAGGAGCAGGUGUGACCCUACAUGAAUGUUUAAAGGCGUACAACGUUUUAAAAAGCGAAGGUCUUUACGUUCGUGUUUUUGAUCCAUUUACCAUUAAACCACUUGAUCAUGAAGGUCUUAUUUCAAAUGCAAUUGCUUGUGAAGGCAAAGUAGUUGUUGUUGAGGAUCACUAUCCUGAAGGUGGUCUCGGUGAAGCUGUUUCUGGAGCGUUAUCUAUGACAAAUGUUAGAGUGAAAAGAAUUUCUGUUAACGGUUUGCCUAGAAGCGGUCCACCGGAUGCACUUCUUGAGCUGUUUGGUAUCAGCUCAAAUCAUAUUAUUGCAGCCGUAAAAAAUGCUUUUUAAUCAAGUCGCAACUUUAUGCUUGCAAAUGUUUUGUUGUUGUUUUUGUUCAUUGGUUAUUAUACUUUUUGUGCUCAUAUCGAAUGCUUUAUGCAAGAACCACACUGACUAUUGAUUGGUUGAUACAAUAUUAAUGAAAAUUGGCAAAAUUCAAUUUUAAUUCACUUAAAGUCAAUUUAUUAAUUUCAUUAUAGUUUUUUCGUUGUAGUUUUUUUAUAUUUAGUAAUUUAGUUUAGUUGGUUUAGGUCUGGGUAAUUUAUUAUAGAGAAUUUUGUAAAAUUUGUAGGCAAUUUUUAUUUUAUCCUAUCGUAUGUACUACUUAGGUUUUAUGUAGUUUUUAACUAUUAUUUUAAGUUUUUAAUGUACUUUUUGACGCCACAUUUAGUAGAAAAGGAUUUUAAUUUGAGAAAACGGUAGUUUGAAAA
This is a messenger RNA of Hydra vulgaris (swiftwater hydra), 2405 nucleotides long. Its product is annotated as transketolase-like protein 2. The record is from RefSeq and is a predicted model, not a curated record. Gene Ontology annotation, molecular function: thiamine pyrophosphate binding; transketolase activity. NCBI's taxonomy places the organism in Eukaryota, Metazoa, Cnidaria, Hydrozoa, Anthoathecata, Hydridae.